Spea bombifrons (plains spadefoot toad) is the source of this 1763-nucleotide messenger RNA. Its product is annotated as ADP-dependent glucokinase-like. Gene Ontology annotation, biological process: glucose metabolic process. The coding region runs from base 252 to 1688 and encodes 478 amino acids. The transcript is spliced from 6 exons. Gene Ontology annotation, cellular component: endoplasmic reticulum. Lineage: Eukaryota; Metazoa; Chordata; Amphibia; Anura; Pelobatidae. The record is from RefSeq and is a predicted model, not a curated record. Gene Ontology annotation, molecular function: ADP-specific glucokinase activity.
GUGCUGUAGCUGGAUAGCAGAUAGCUGCCUACCCGUGCGUGGAUUCGGUCUGCUUAUACGUGGAAUACUGAUUCAUCUCUCCGAUAAGUAACAAGAGUGCAGAGCUGAUGAGGUCCCAUAGUUAUCACUGGGGCAGAAGGAAAGACUGAUCAUCGGCCUCUGUGAGCGCGUUCUGUCUGUAGAUCUGUGCUUCGUGUGUUAAUAUAGGAGUGGAUAUUCCUGCUGAGAAUUCGCAUAUAUAUAUAUUGAUCAUGGCGGCGCCAAAACUCAUCUGUGUCCCACUGUUGUCACUUCUUGCUGUCCUGGUGGCUUAUUGGUACCGCCAUGUGGAUGAUAACAGCCUUCAGAACCGACUGGACACCGUGCUGUCAUCACUCCUCAGGGCUGAGCAGAAAGUUGGACUGAAUGGUGAUCGACCUCCUCGCAUCGCAAUAGGGUUCGGAGGUUGUCUGGAUAUCAUUGUAGAUGGUGUAGCAUUACUGCAGGAAGCGGCCAUCGAACCCAGCUAUAACCCCAUCCACCACAACUUUAUUGACUCCGAGACCCAAUUAGCUGAAAGCUUUGCCUAUUUCUUCCCACCCGGAGCAGCUUCUGAGAGGUUUGUGUCCAAUGAGACCUUGUUCAAGAGGUUGGUGGAUGCUUCCAAAAGGCUUUCAGAAAUGCGUUGGGCUCUCGGAGGGAAUGCACCAGUCAUGGCUAAUCGCUUAGCUGCAGAAGGAUGUGACGUUUUACUUGGUGGCCGACUUAGUCCAGAGGAAACUGGUGUUUUGUCCGAACGUGUCACAGUGGCUGGUGAGUCUAUAGAAAAUGCUGACAUUCAUCUGAUUAUGGAGUAUCCAACAGGAGCCAGAUGGGGAAAUCAUGUUUCACGAAGGGCCAACAGAUACAUAGUCCAUAGUGAUUCCCACAACCCCAUGCUUGACUCCCUGGAAGACUUUAAAGAACAGUUGGAAGACUUUCAACCAGAUCUUCUUGUCAUUGGUGGGUUGCAGAUGAUGGACAGUUUUCCCUUUAAACCAGGUCAGCGUGAAGCCAGACUGAAGGCACUUCAAGAACUAUUGCAAUCUAUGGACCAAAGCGUAGGCUCUCACUUUGAAAUGGCCUCGUUUGUUGAGCAAGGUCUCAUGAAGGACCUGCUUGAAUAUGUCAUACCUUACUCUGACUCCUUGGGAAUGAAUGAGCAAGAGCUUCCUAACCUUCUUAGCCUCAUAAAGGGUGGCAACAUCACAGUUCUUUCAGACCCAUAUCCUAGAGUUGCCUCAAUUCUCGACCAAAUGCGUGAGCUCUACCAUCUUCUCAGAUCACAAGACCUGAAAGAAGGCCAGCGGCAGUUAACUCGUCUCCAUGUACACACCUUGGCAUUUCAAGCCAUGAUGGUUACCAGGGGAUCCAUGUGGAAAAAUACAAUGUCUGCUACUGCAAAGGCAUCCCUAACUGCUAACCGCCAUGUAUGUGGCUCUACUCAUAUUGACACCCGUAAAGCCAAACUCAUUAUGGAUGACUCUUUCUCAGUAAGCCGUGAAGUCGGCAGCCAAAGGAUACCCUUUAAGGAGAGUCGCCCAGUGUCAUGCUGGGAAGAAGAUGAUUAUGAAAUAUGCCUAGCUCCUGUCUUAGUAUGUACAGAGGUUUUCCAGACAGCAGGUGGAGGAGACAAUAUCUCUGCGGCUGGACUUGUGCUCCAAAUUUGAUCCAUGUACAGCACUAAAAUAUGAUCCACAUUCCAUGUGCAGAAGACAUUAAAUAGGUUUCAUAUAAGAAAGAAA